AUGGACCUCCAAAACAUUCCCAUGGCUUCCGUUUACUUCGCCAACAUUAGGCAAGAAAACGAUAAUGGUUUAGACCAACUUUCUGAGGUCGAACAUGAUGUUUUCUACGUAGUAUUUGAGUAUUGUUACGUUUCAUCACUCGAUCCUGAAACAAUCUUAGAAACUUUUAAUUCAUCUUUCACAUGUCGUCGUGACAUAUUUUUAUCUGAAGAGUUUGGUCCAAACACCCUACUUUACAUGUUUGCCUCCACGAUUGAUCCUACCGAUCAAUUCCUUCAAACUGUUAUUGUUCCUGAUAUCUUGUUUAUUGCACGGGAGAUUGACAAUGAGCCUGUUAACCUUGGACGUAAAGUAAUAAAGUUGAUUGUGGAAGUAAUUGUUGAGGUGAAUACUGAUGAUGGGGUUGCUCAGGCAAUUGAUGACUCAUUGAGUACAUUGAAUUUUAAGCCUGCUAGUAGGUCAUCUAUUCAAGCUUUGAAAAGGAUUAAAUGGGGUGAUGAUAGUCAUUUGCCCUUCAAGAAGAGGAGAUUAAUCGAGGGUUUGAGUUCAAAGGAAGAAUGUAGUAUCUGUACGGAUGAGUUCUUGGACGGUGACGAAGUUGCCUCGAUGCCUUGUGGACAUGUUUAUCAUGAUGGUUGCAUCAUUAGGUGGCUGGAGACGAGUCACUUGUGCCCAUUGUGCCGACGGAAGAAUUUUUCACAAAUAUUUAAUGUUCUAUAUUUGUCCUUUAUUGCAUGCAAUAUUUCUAUUGUGUCAAUUUGUUGCCUGAAAUCUAACAAUUUUUGUUCAUUGAGAGAUAAUUGGAAUUUUAUUUCUGAUGAUGAAGAAGCAGAAUUUGAGCAUCAACAACAUGCUUGGGCUUAUGCUGAUCUUGCCGAGGACAAGAAAAUGUUUAAGAAAAUUGGAUAUGAUUUGAUUCUCAAGGUUGAGUUACAUGCUAUUCAGAUGAAACUGAUGUUUUGUAAAGACAAACGAUCAGAGGACAAAUCCAUGAUAUAUCGAUAUUGA
Messenger RNA from Durio zibethinus, 1008 nucleotides. RefSeq names its product E3 ubiquitin-protein ligase RING1-like. The record is from RefSeq and is a predicted model, not a curated record. Gene Ontology annotation, cellular component: cytoplasm. NCBI's taxonomy places the organism in Eukaryota, Viridiplantae, Streptophyta, Magnoliopsida, Malvales, Malvaceae. Gene Ontology annotation, molecular function: ubiquitin protein ligase activity. Gene Ontology annotation, biological process: protein ubiquitination.